CGCAGCAGUCGCCAUCCGCAGAUCCACUGUUAACUGCCCACGAGCAAAAAGAUUUCUCUUGAACUGAUCCCCGAUUCGGUGGAUUCUUAGUCACCAUCCGCAGGAGGAAUUUUUUUAUUAAAAUAUUGAUUUAGUUUUAUUUCAUCAAACAAACUCUAUCCAAACAAUAUUCUUAUAAAUAUUACUUAUAAGUUAUACCCUUCACUAGCAAACGCUACAGUCACUGGUCCUCAUUGUUUCCCUUCUAAUAAUGACGUUGGAGGAGCAAGAGAAGGCCGAAGCUCAAAACGGGGUGGGUCCCGCCUCGGCGGAGGCUGCCGGAGAUGAUACGGCGGCGGGGAGGGAUAUGUUCAACAAGCUGGUGUGGCAUGGGGGCUCAGUUGCUGAUGCUUGGCUCAAUGCUGCAUCAGCGCAGGUGGGUUCUCUUAUUCUUACUUUGCCUUACACGUUUGCUCAAAUGGGGUAUGCUGCUGGAGUAGGAUUGCAGUUUGUUUAUGGUGCAUUUGGUUGCUGGACUGUGUAUCUUCUUAGUCUGUUUCACACCGAGGCUUCUCGUAGAACCAGGGAGGCUGGCACUCUACACAAAAGACAUGUUCUUCAGUAUCACGAGGUGAUUACCCUUGUUGCUGGAAAGACUCUUGGCAAAGUUGUUCUUGUGUUCAACAUGAUCGCUCUCACAUUUGCAUGCGUCCUUCAGAUCAUAGCUUGUUCCAGUCAUGUAUAUUAUAUGAAUUCAAAUUGGUACAAAAGAACAUGGACGAUAUUAUUUGGAGCACUUGCAGUACCAACAGUUCUGUUACCUUCGGUUCAUAAUUUUCGCAUUGUCUCAGUACUCGGUAUUCUUACUACCACCAUUACCUCAUUGUACAUGACACUGGCUGCUGUUAAGCAUGGUCAGAUUAAGAAUGUUCAACAUCAAGGACCUAAUAAUUUGUUGGAUUUCUUCACUGGUGCAACCAACAUUCUGUUCUCAUUUGGAAGCCAUGGACUCUGCAUUGAACUGAUGGAGGCUAUGUGGAAACCUCAGCGGUAUAAAUGGGCAUAUGCAGCGGCAGUUUUGUACACCUAUAUACUCACUAUACCAGACUCUGUCGCUGUUUAUUGGGCAUACGGAGAUAUCCUUCUUCACAGAUCAAAUGCAUUUGGGGUUCUUCCACAAUCAACUUUUAAAAAUGCUUGCAUUAUCUCCAUGAUUUUACACCAGUAUGUAUCCUUCUUGCUAAAUGUGAACCCGCUAUUUUUGGCAUGGGAGAAAUUGGUGGGAGUUCAUUAUAGCAGCAGAUUUAUAUUUAAAGCAAUCGCAAGGGUGCCGGUUGUUCUUGUUAUAUGGUUUUUGGCUUUGGCCAUUCCAUUCUUUGGACCGAUUAAUUCUGUUAUGGGAGCAUUCUUGAUUGCCUUCUCAGUGUACAUCAUUCCUUGCGUGGCAUUCGUAAAUGCUUAUAGAAAUAAGCAGCUUCAAGCGCUCCAAGGCAACAACGGCAAAUGGAGGUUAUGGAUCAGCGUCUUCGUAGGGACUUGGGUUGCUGUUUUUGGCUUUGGUUUUGGAGGAUGGGCGAGCGGAACAACAUUCUUCAAGCAAAUCAAGACAUUUGGAUUCUUUAUGAAGUGCUACCAAUGCCCUCCUAAGAAUCAGCUGGAUACAGAACUCUGAAGUAAACAGUCACUCUCUAAUUACUUCUUCAGCAAAGUUUUAUUUAUGUUUACUUUGCCCGUUCACGUGUAUAUGCAUAUUUUACGUGUCAUGUGACAAUUUCAAAUGUUAUCUGGUAGCGUCUGAAUUAUUGUGGAAUGUGAUUCUGUGACAAUUGAGUCCAGGAAACCAAUUUGCUUUCUCC
Molecule: messenger RNA, 1835 nt
Organism: Asparagus officinalis (garden asparagus)
Lineage: Eukaryota; Viridiplantae; Streptophyta; Magnoliopsida; Asparagales; Asparagaceae
Product: auxin transporter-like protein 1
Exons: 8
Coding region: 251-1651 (466 amino acids)
Cellular component (GO): plasma membrane
Source: RefSeq, a predicted model, not a curated record